AUGACUGAUAGUGCCCCCGGGUCUCCAUCUACUGCUAUCCCCUUGUCUCCAGGCGGUAGUGCUCUCUCAAAGUUGGGAUGCAUUCACCUCCGCCGCAAUCGGGCCAACGCCAUCGUUCCAGUCAAGAUCAUUCCUCUCCCAACCAAGACUGUGGAAGACAAACCAUCCACCGCCGAUCAGACCGCCACUAUCAAUGUAUUCACUACUCCGGGAGCUCCGAGCCUUGAGAUUGAAUUUGAGUUACCACCGGCGAAGGACUUGACUGAGGAGGAGAGAAGAAGCUCGUGGAGGCACGUGCUUGGGCAGAGGAGAAGAAGUAGCGUGUGGAUAUGGGUAGGAAGAAGGAUAUUACAAGCUAGAUGGAAAGUGGGAAGGGAAGAAAGUGGGAGGGAAGAAAAUGGCGGGGCUAGAGGAAUUUUUGUUUUGUGUAGAGUACGUGGUCUGAACACAUGA
Molecule: messenger RNA, 453 nt
Organism: Morchella importuna
Lineage: Eukaryota; Fungi; Ascomycota; Pezizomycetes; Pezizales; Morchellaceae
Exons: 1
Coding region: 1-453 (150 amino acids)
Source: RefSeq, a predicted model, not a curated record